UACGGAAAUAGUCUCAUUUUCACACACUGACUGAAAUAAUGCCUCAUACCUUGCCAUCCCGCAUUUUAAUUAAGGUUGAGGCUGGAAUGUGAACCGCAUGUUGGUCACUAACUAAAUGUAUCCCACAGGCAUGACGUAUGACAUAAGUUAUGAUCUAUAUUCAGCAUGUUGUAAAUGAGGCAGUUCAUUUUCAGUUCGUGAGUUUUUGCACCUUCCUUUGGCACCUCAAGCCUGUGAUAUUUUUCCUCCACAUCACAUUUACACUCCCCACUACCUCACUCUUCAUUCCCUCCUUCUCUCAUCUUUCUUUUUGCCCCCUGUCUAUAAUUGGAUUCUAUUUUCAGGCUGCUAUAAGUGUCUGUGUCUCUCGUGUUUGUGUUUCACACCCCAUUUUCUGUCUCUCCUCCAUCGUCACCCUCUGCUCACAUUGUUCCUUUCAUUCUCUCCAUCUUUGCCGCUGUGUAAAGCCGCCCCUCUCGUUCUCCUUUUCUUAUGUUUCCCCCACAAACAGUUUUAUUUCUGCAAAACCUUUCAUUACACUUUUUAUCCUUUUUAUUUAAAUAUGAUAGACACUAAAAGCCUUGUGCAAAAUUAUGUUAGGUGAAGUAAUGCAAUACAGAAGUAAACUGCACAUAACUGAUGAUGUGAAUAGCUCUCUCAUGACCUAAUUCUGGUAGUCUGGGUUACACAGCGAUCUGAGGAAGAAGAUAAAUUUGGUGUGUAAGAAAAUAUCUAAAAAAGAAGAUGAUAGGAUACUGUAGCGCUCACAAAACACAGGAAUGAUGCAUGUGUAAGUAAGUGUUGACAUCUAAAUAAAAUGUGUCACACCUUCAUGUCGAUGUGACUACUGAAACAUUUGUAAGAAAGGCAUUGAGCCAAUUUACAGUAUUUUUAAAGAGGAGGAGUGGAAAAUGAGAGGCUGACAGAGGGAGGGAGUCAUAUUGUAGGACUUGGUUGGCUGUUGGGAUGUCUCUAGAGGUGCAGCAUGUAUUUAAAAGACGAAAAAGACUUUGAGACAGGAAGAGAGGCUAUCAGAGAUGGAAAAAAUUGACUGACGAGUAGAAGACAUGGGGAUCUCUCAUCAGACUAGAACAGCCUCUUCAAGAAGGCCUGGAAUCUGCAAAAGCACAACCCACGCGCCUCGACUCAGUCAUGUGGCAAAGAAUCGCGCCACACUCGUGCGGACAGUGCACAUUCGACCACUGCCCACGCGAAACACACUCUCACGCAAACCGCACGCACAGGCACGCAAGGUGCACACGCAUGUGACGCAGACGCACAGGGCAAGCUCACAGUCUGCACAUUGCUGCCUGACGCAGCCCUAUGAGCAAUACACGGCACACAGCGAUCACUCAGGCUGCACCUUCUACUGCUAUUUCUGCUACUGCUGUUACUGCUGCUGCCUCACGUUGCUCUCUUUCUCUCUCCUCCUCCUCCUGUCUCCACCACCUAAUGCUCCUCCCUCUGCCUUCUCUACAUUGUCAUCAUAUAUCACUCUUCCUCAUUCCUCCUCCUCCUCCUCCUCCUCCUCCUCAUCAUCAACUUCCUGUUUGGAUGAACUUUCCUGUGUCCAUCCUGAUGUCAACCUUACUUCUUCUACUGUGUCUCCCUACUGCCCUGUGCCACCUUGUCUCAUCUCUGAUGAUUCUUUCCCUCUCUUCUACGUCUCAUCUGCUGACCUCCUCCCUUCUGAACAAUUCACCUCAUGUUGCCACGGCUCCUCUCCCAAAUCUACUUCAUCUUCCUCUUCCAUGCCCUCUGACUCCUUUCUCCAUCCUCAUCAUCCUAUCCUUUGUCGGCCGUGGCCUUCUUCACGCUCUCUUUCCUCCCUGCUCCUCUGCCCUCCCAGCUUUGGGGAUCCAGUCUUAUCGUAUGCGUCCACUUUGGAGCACAUCCCCUCCCGGCCUAGGACACUACUGCGCCAGCAGAGUCUUCAGCAGCCUCUCAUCCACCCACCAGGCCCUGGUCUUAGCCAUCCUCCCACCACAUCCCAGAGUUUGGGACAAUUACACACUGCACCUGGACAGCCUGGGGGAGGCGGGGGUGCUGGGAAAGGAGAGGGAGGUGGCAGCAGUGGUGAGGGUGGGGGUGCGGGUUCGCGAGGCGGUCCCAGGGGUGCACGGGGCAGCCCAUCAGGAUCAGGGGCCUCUCGCAGUAGGGGAGGUGGAGCAGCAGGGUGCUCCCGUGGCAAUCCUGGCAGCUGGGAUUUCAUGAUGGACCAGAUGCGGAAUCGCGGCCUGGACGCAAAGUCCUUCCUUGAAGGGAAGCUGGUGGUCCUGGCUUUGGCCAUUGGUGUGGCUGAGCAAGAUGACUUUGCCAAUAUCCCUGACCUGCAGGAAACAGCGCAGGCACCACCAUCAUCCAAUCAGGAGCCCCCUCCUGAGAAGAGGGGCAACAAGCCAGCUAACAGCCCCAAGGGCCAACCUCCUGAUGCUGACGGCCACUCAUCGGUAACUGACCUGGCCAACUCUCUCACUGGAGAUAUGGUGAUGCUGUCUCCAGGUUCGGAAGAUGACGAAGGGCCUGUCAGUGAGAAGCUGGGCCGGAUCCAGUUCAGCAUAGGGUACAGCUUCCAGAACACAACCCUUACAGUCAAACUUCUCAGGGGCCAGGAGCUCCCAGCCAAGGACUUCUCCGGCACUUCCGAUCCCUUUGUGAAAAUCUACCUGCUGCCGGACAAAAAGCACAAGCUAGAGACCAAGGUCAAGAGGAAGAACCUCAACCCGCACUGGAACGAAACCUUCCUGUUUGAGGGCUUCCCAUACGAGAAGGUGAGAGAGCGCACUCUAUACCUUCAAGUGUUGGACUACGACCGCUUCAGUAGGAAUGAUCCCAUUGGAGAGGUGUCAAUCCCCCUUAAUAAGGUGGAACUGGGCCAGAUAAAGACCUUCUGGAAGGAGCUCAAGCCCUGCAGUGAUGGCAGUGGGAGACGAGGAGACCUCCUGUUGUCUCUCUGCUAUAAUCCCACUGCCAACACCAUCACUGUGAACAUCAUCAAAGCACGCAAUCUUAAAGCCAUGGAUAUAGGAGGCACCUCAGAUCCAUAUGUCAAGGUGUGGCUGAUGCACAAGGACAAGCGUGUAGAGAAGAAGAAGACGGUGACGAUGAAGCGCUGUCUAAACCCCAUCUUCAACGAAUCCUUCCCCUUCGACGUUCCCGCCCAUGUGCUGAGGGAGACCACCAUCAUCAUCACUGUCAUGGACAAAGACAGGCUCAGCCGCAACGACGUUAUCGGCAAGAUCUACCUAUCGUGGAAGAGUGGACCAGCGGAGGUGAAGCACUGGAAAGACAUGCUCGCUCGGCCGCGUACUAACGUCGCCCAGUGGCAUGCUCUCAAGGCCUGAUCGCACUGCCCAGUUUCCUCCCAUCUCUUACUCCCCCUCCCCUAAUCCCGUCCUUAUGCACAAGACUGACUUGCUGCCAGGCUGCGAAACACGGGUACAAUUAGCCAUCUGCUCUCUUAUACCUUUAAACUCUUUUCUUUCAAAAUCUGUAUUUCUCUCCAAAUCUUUUUACCUCUUCUGUUCCCUCUUCUUCAUACAGCUGUUCCUUGGUUUAUGUAUUUCACCACUUUGCCAAUGGUCCCCCUGUUUCUGACUGUCUGUAUGUCUGUCUGUACUUAUGCACUUUUCCUGUGGAAGUCUGAUGUUCAGUUUUUGUUGACCCCUCGGUUCUGAACUGUACUGCAGCCCCUGAUCCAUUUAAGGUGCCAGUCCCGUCGGAUCACAGAAAAUCUUAAGAAAUGGUUUAAUUUUAUAUAAUCUUAUUAUAUGACUAUUCCAGGUACACAAAAAAGUAUGUACAAUACUUUUAAUAUACCUAUUAAUACAUUAGGAGAAUAGAUUGGCGGAUCUCCCCCUAUACAGACUACUAAUAUCCGUUAUGUUAUCCAUAGCCUGUCUGCUGUUUCCCGUCUCUCCUCUUCAUUUGUCGCCUUGUCAUCUGUCUCAAGUGUACAGUAUCCUCUCCCUAUUUUAGUCCUUUUACUCAAAAGCGUUUUAAUUUCAUCUGCAGUUGUGGAAAGCAAUCAAUACUUGGUUUUUUGAUGAAACCAGCUGAACUCAACAUGGAAUUGCUGAUACUGCUGUCUUCUUUCUCCUCUUUUUUACUCUCUAUGCUCUUCUUUAUCUUAUUUUUCUCCUUUUUCCUUAUUGUUCCCUCUUUCUCUUACUCUGGCACAAUAUUAGUGUAUCCAACCCGUUCUGGAUCUCCCCCCCCUCUCGUCGUCUGUGUGCUGUGGGUGCUGUGCUGUAGCUCCAACAAAAAUAGAGACUAAAAAUAUAAAAAAUGAACGGAACUUUACGAAACUGGGAAAGCGGGAACACAAUAAACUUAUAAAAUGGACCGUUCCUGAUUUUUCCAGACAAAAAUCCCUGACAUGGAGAGAGAAAAAAGAAGAUGAAAAAAGAAAUUCCGCCAAUGAUACGAUGACGUCAUUUUCCACAGCAUCACCAACUGAAGAAACCAAUUUCAAAUCUUCCAAGUUUAAGAUGAAAACAGAAGCAAAAAGUCUGCGCUGUUUGUGCACAAGCAAUUGGUUGUGUGUACACACUUCUGUCUGUUUAUUGAUGCCAUGAAUUCUUUGUGCUGCCCUGUGCUGUUUUGUUGUACUGAUGGACGUCAAUCUCCAUCAGUUUUGACCUGAUGUUGUGCUGCGUUAAUGUGUGGGUGCGUGUGUGUAUGCGCGUGUGUGCGUGCGUGUGCGCGUGUCUGUGUGUGUGUGUGUUCACAGGAGCAACACUAUUUAAACAGCAGAAAUCUUCUCUUUUCUCUUUCGCAUCUUGCGCUCUUCUUGCUCUACUUACUGCCAUUGUUUCCCCCAUCCUCCUUCACUGCCCUGCCUUCUGAACGAGGGCACAGGGGAGUUCUAUCUGCACUUUUU
Molecule: messenger RNA, 4882 nt
Organism: Etheostoma cragini (Arkansas darter)
Lineage: Eukaryota; Metazoa; Chordata; Actinopteri; Perciformes; Percidae
Gene: syt7a
Product: synaptotagmin VIIa
Exons: 8
Coding region: 1068-3344 (758 amino acids)
Biological process (GO): vesicle fusion; regulation of dopamine secretion; calcium-ion regulated exocytosis
Cellular component (GO): synapse; synaptic vesicle; membrane
Molecular function (GO): calcium ion binding; phosphatidylserine binding; clathrin binding
Source: RefSeq, a predicted model, not a curated record